AUGCCUGGUAAUAAAGUACCGGUGAAUAAGUACCCAUGGAUAGCAUCAGUUAUUAGAUACAGAACCAUUGAAAUGGAUUGCUUCGUGGGUUACUGUACUGGUGUGCAAAUCUCCAGUCGACAUAUUUUGACGGCUGCUCACUGCGUUGUGGAGCAAAAACCAGAGAAGGAGUAUAACAAAAUAUGCGAUGAAGUUAUGAGGUUGAUGACAUGGGGACUUCUUAUGGAUGAUCAGGCUACUAAUCUGAAAGAACUGAUUCGUUAUGCCUACGAUAAAACUCCUCCAGAACAAUUCACCAUCCGCGCCAGUAGCUCUUGCAAGCAUCUGCAGCAGUGCAAUGAUGAUCAGCUUAAAUUCAGUAUUACAAAACCUCCUCACGUUCACGAAGAAUACAAUCCUUGCCUGCAUGAAAAUGACUUGGCAAUCAUUGAACUUGAUAGGAACAUUCCUUCCGAUGUUGGAACACCAAUCUGUAUGAUAAACGAGAAUGAUCAUCUAGGGCGGAAACUGACUGCAAUUGGUUAUGGGAGAGACCGUGAGUUCACAAUGCAUAAAAAAUUUUCUUAUAAUAAAACGUAUCGCGCUGAAUAA
This is a messenger RNA of Cooperia oncophora, 591 nucleotides long. The record is from the annotation of a GenBank genome assembly. Lineage: Eukaryota; Metazoa; Nematoda; Chromadorea; Rhabditida; Trichostrongylidae.